AUGGCGGGAACAGGAACGUUCCUGGCUGAAUCACCACCAAUGGACCACAUCCACGACAACGAUGAAAUCGAAGACCCUCAUGAUCUGUCCUUCUCCAGCAACCAUAUUCUCCGAGCAUCCAUGGUCGAUAACCUGGUCAUGUCGCUCGAUCAAUUCUCUGGUGGUGUAUUCGAUGACGGCCCAUACACACCCCGAAGUAACAGUUAUGACACAAGUGUGAGGAUCCGGAAAAGAGGACAUACAUUCUCGUCUUCGACAUCUUCGGAGAAUGAUGUCCAACACAUAAGACCCAUGCCGCAGAUGCCACAGACAAUUCCCAGACUACCUGUACGCAACAGUGUCAGAUACCAAAAGGACCUGCAGAAACUGCCUAGUAUAUUUGGAGAAGACGAGGAUUCGGUCCGCGCAAAGGUCUAUGAUGCACAAAGAGCAGCACAGCCUCGUCACCCAAGACGGAAAAAGAAUGCUUCUGGUGGCGGCAGGAGUACCAACAGCAGUGCAUCUUCGAGUAUUGACCUGGGACAUCUAGCCAGUCUGAGUGGGAGGCUAGGAGGGCCAGGAAACAGACGAUCUCGGAGCUUUGAUUUUGGUGCUAGACCGCGAGAUCUACGCACGACUAAACCUCCCGGGGGUGCUGAUGGUGCACCCACUCCGGUGAUAUUUCCCGGGCCGGAAGCUCAGAGCGGAACACCAGGAGUGCCAUCUGGUCCACCCCUUGUCCGGAAAAACAGUGCCAAAUCCUCCAAAAGCGCGUAUGUCAAGAAAGGCCGAGCAGCAGCAUUGGGGUCCAAUUCUGGCCGCAAUGAUUCUGUUCCCCAGCUGCCUUCGAUGAAGAGUGUACCGAGUUUCAACACCGUCGAACACAGGGCAAAUAUAGGGUCAUUGCACGAGACAAUCGCAGCACCCAGACCAGGCUUCUUUCGCCGUGUUUUCGGCUCGUCCAGAAACCCAUCUGUGAAUACGGAGACUGCCCCAGCGGUCAAUGUACUCACCAAGUCACAACCCGGCCGGGCGACUCCGGUACAAGAUGAGAAUGCACAAAACCCAACAACGCCGCCUGGAAAAAUGCAAAAGGCUGUUCGGCGGACGUCCACCGAUGCUUCGGCAAACAAAGAGAACCAGCCAGUGAUCACCAAGAAGUCUUCUGCAUUUUUCCGUCGAAGAAAGAAAUCGGUUUCAAAUGCAGUGCCCCCUCCACUGCCACUGACAUUGAACUCGGACUUGCCAACAGACAAUGAGCCUGUGGAUGGGACGAGUCCAGUAAGCAGCCUCAGAGCGUUUAUGGACCCUUACCUGGUCGAACCUCCAUCUUCGGCAGGGCAUGCUCAUCCUCGUGGCCACGGUCGAACCAGCUCAAUGCAAGGCUUCUAUAACUCGAAUCUACCACCUCCAGGGUUCAACUUAUCGAACCAGGUCGUUAGUCGACCUAGAGCAGGGGGCCAUCACCGAUCGGAAUCGCACGGCAGCAGUAAGACGUUAAAGUCGAACCCCAAACAGGUCUCAGCCCUUCGAAUCCCUCAUCAGGACUCCUUCCUAGCAGAUAGCAGCAGUGCAGAGGAGCCGAUGAAGCGAUCUCCGUUUGAUGCCAGCCACCAUUCUGACAACGAGAGGCCUCCAAUACGGUACAGGGGUAGUGUAGCCGACUUGAAACUAGAGCAUACGCCCUCCGCAACCUCACUGCCCAGCCCUCUCUCUGAUCCAAGAUCGGCUACGACGCGACAGGGAUCAUGGAAGUCCGACAGGGUCUCACCUAUAUCUCCCAUGACUGCGGCUCCUACUCCAACCUCACAGAGUGCGGAAUACGGAAACAAGUCGAUAUCAGCUAGGCGACAGAACACUCUGGAAGUUGUGCCGAAAGGAGCCAAGGGUUCUCCGUUCGCGUCAACCUCUGACGUUAGUGAGUAUAGAUCAGCACCAAGCACUCCCUUGAUCAUUGAAACACCCGACGGUGAAAUCGCAUCACCGCUGAGCUCCAACCCACCGACCGCCCCGCCGAGCGAUCCUCAGCCCGGCCUUCAAUCAAACCAUAAAACGAAGGCUCGGCAGAUCUUUAAUAACACCGACGAUGAGGUAGAUCCUUCUUCCGCAGGUGCCUGGCUGGGAGAUGCCGGACUAGAGAGGGAGUAUGUGCGCAAAGCAUAUAUGGAGCUCUUCGAUUGGAAGGACCAAAAUAUCCUGGAUUCCCUUCGGGGUCUUUGUGACAGAAUCAUACUCAGAGGCGAGACCCAGCAAAUGGACCGUAUCAUGGAUGCCUUUGCCCAGCGAUGGUGCGAGUAUGUGGUGCAUACAAUUUGCUACUCGAUCCUGCUCUUGAACACCGAUCUUCAUUUGGCAGACAUUGAUCAGAAGAUGACGAAGGUCCAGUUUGUGCGCAAUACGCUUCCGACAAUCAAACGCGUCGCCCAAGGCUCUGAGAUCGAGAAAACUUUGCGAGGCCCAAAGCGUACGACAGCUUCUUCGAAUGAUGAUACACACAGCGCUGCGUCGGAUUCGAAGCGGUCUGUCGACCCGCCAAUCCACGAAGAUGGCCAUCCCGAACUAGGCGAGCCUGGGCCGGAAGUCGCACAAGGGAGAGCGUGGGAGUUACAAAUCGAAGGCGUUCUCAAGUCUUUCUAUACCUCGAUCUCACAGGAACCUCUCCCGCUCUUCGGCGCCCAAGCUGAACCAAACACACAGCUUAAUCAGUCUAACAGCUUCUUGACCAUCGGGGGUACUAUGCUUCGCCGCACACCUAGCGUGCUUAGCAAGGCACACUCUGAUACGAAUCGAGGUCGGUAUGCCAGCGAAAGCAAGUCACUCGGCGCCCGCUUUAUUACAAAGACGCGGUCGAGACCGCGGCUACCGUCUGCUCCGGGCUUUGCCUCUAGUAGAACUAGCAUCGACGAGCAAUCCUCGGCCUGGAGUCCAUCAAUGUCGAGCACAUGGAGCAAGGCAUCUCUGGGAAAGACAUUGACGUCAAUGUCGGUCGAUUCGUUUGGCACUGAAGCUACUCACGCCGAUUAUCAAUCGUCCAUCGGUUUUGCGAAUGCUUUGAGCCAGGCCAUCAUUCGGGAAGACCAACUAGAAUUACCGAUCGAGGACGGGGCUAAAGCAGUGUCCCUGCUUGACGACGAGUCCCUUGAGCUUUGCGGCGCCCCGUGGGCGAAGGAAGGCAUUGUGAAGCACAAAUGUCAUCUUGAAGGUGUUGACAAGAGAUCAAAGGACAGGAAUUGGAAUGAUUGCUUUGCCGUUAUUGAGAAGGGUUACAUGAGACUUUUCUCAUUCUCGAUGACGGCGAAGUCUCUGAGGAACAGGGCACGAGCUCCCAAAGUUCCCGCUGUCGUGGGCGGUGGGAAUUGGCAGGACAAUGCUGAAGAGUUGUGGAAAUUCACCCUGCGCCAUACCAUUGCCAGCUCUCUUCCACCGCCCGGAUACUCAAAGGCUCGACCCUAUGUGUGGGCGCUCAGUUUGCCGACAGGCGCUGUUCAUCUCUUCUCAGUUGGCACACCCGACAUUGUGAAAGAGUUCGUUUCUACCGCCAAUUACUGGAGUGCGAGAUUGUCGAAAGAGCCGAUGAUGGGUGGUAUCAGUAACAUGGAGUAUGGCUGGAGUGAUGCCGUGGUCAAUCGCUCAUUGACCUCGCCGGACCUCCAAUCCGGACACAACGCGGCGAUGAGCCCGCGCCCCAGCACACAGAUGUCCAUGCGGAGCUCCAUGGACCACGUUGGGGGCGUCCGGCCGAAACUUCCCGGAGACAAGGCUCAUAUCAGCGAGUGGAUGCCACCUCAGCAAUCCAUGUUUGCCUCUCAGUUGAUGGAGGUGGACCAGCUUCGAGCAUUACAGACAUAUGUCACCAAUGUGGAGGAAGAGUUGCAGCGGCACAACGAACUGCGAGGUCUAAUGCUCCUAGCAUUCACAGUCAAGCACCCCAACGCCACCAAAGCAAUGAACAACUGGGAGCGGAAAAGCAGUUACUUGCUUCGAGAGAUUGUCAAAUUCCGCACGUACAUCGAUACGCUGCAGAAUGCACAGAUGACGAAGGAGAAGAUCUAUCGGAUGAGAAAGGAGGAAGAGAGAAUACAUCGUGGAGCGAUGGACUCUAGGAACUAG
This is a messenger RNA of Fonsecaea nubica, 4089 nucleotides long. RefSeq lists its product as hypothetical. NCBI's taxonomy places the organism in Eukaryota, Fungi, Ascomycota, Eurotiomycetes, Chaetothyriales, Herpotrichiellaceae. The transcript is spliced from 2 exons. Gene Ontology annotation, molecular function: guanyl-nucleotide exchange factor activity. The coding region runs from base 1 to 4089 and encodes 1362 amino acids. Gene Ontology annotation, biological process: regulation of ARF protein signal transduction. The record is from RefSeq and is a predicted model, not a curated record.